Cladocopium goreaui is the source of this 2025-nucleotide messenger RNA. NCBI's taxonomy places the organism in Eukaryota, Dinophyceae, Suessiales, Symbiodiniaceae. The record is from the annotation of a GenBank genome assembly.
AUGUCGUUCAUGCCAGGGACUGCGAUACGGCGUGAUGACUUUAUGGACAACAUUGCCGACAGUCUUGGCGAUGGUGUUUGUGCUGCAAAAACGAUCAAAUCCCUGAGCGCAUCGGUGGUGGGAAGCGACACUUCCAACGCUUCACGGGACAUGCACAAAUUGCUGGAUAGAUUGGACUACAAACUUCCGAUUGACAUUGAAACUAUGAACCAUGUUUGUCAUACUGCCGAUGUUCAAGAAUUGAGGACAUACCAUGUUAAACCAGAAUCCUGGCUCCAGUUUUGGAUGAAUGAGGAACCUUCAAUACUGGGGGGAUGGCACGGAGAUGUCAACCAAAACUUUGAGUCCUUCUGGAAGACAUUUCAAGUAUCUCAUCCUGGACAUGCCGUGUUUCAACACCAUAACGGACGACUGGACCGUGUGGCACCCGUCAUCAUACAUGGCGAUGAGGGGCGUGCAGUGAAGCGAACAAAUUAUUGGGUUCUUAGCAUGCAAAGCCCCUUUGGAAGCUUGAAUGACCCAUCCCUCCAGUGCACCUGUCGAGAAGACUUUGCACAUCGUCAGAGUGGGCUGCCAUCUUUUGAACCUGAUUUGGCUGCUGUUGACCCCAAGUAUUUGCAGGCAUCCCGUGCCCAAACCACCAAUUACAAGGGGCAUUCGUACUUGAGUCAUUGGCUUCUCUUUGGUGUUGGGGGUUGGAUCUACAAACGUCACAGUCAUAUCAUCGACGAGUUGGUUCUGGAAAUCAGUCAGAAUUUGCAGAAACUGUUCCAUCAAGGUAUCAACACGAACCAGGGAACUAUUUUUGCUGCAUUGGUUGCUGUCAAAGGCGACCUUGACUUUGAAAAGAAAUUGAUGUCACUCACCCGAAGCUAUGCACAUGUCGGGACCAAAAACUGUUUGGAAAUUUGCCACUUGUGCAAAGCAGGUGGGCCCGGAUGCUUCUUUGAGGACUUCUCUGAGGCCCCAGGCUGGCUGGAAACAGUUGGUACUGAACGGCCCUGGAACGGAGAUGAUCCACCAGCUUUUUCACAAAUUCCAUUUGAUGACACAUUUCCAGAGAAGCUCUUGCAACUUGAUAUUUUCCAUGUUUGCAAGCUGGGUGUCUUCAGGGACAUCAUAGGCGGAAUUCUCAUUCUUCUACUUCGAUUGAAAUUCUUUGACUACGAAGGGAGUACCAUCAACAUGGAAGACCGGAUGAACCGAGCACAUGGAUCAUUUGCCCUGUGGUGUACUACGUUGUCAAAGUCACCUGGUCUCCGUUCAUUCAGUAUGAGGUAUUUCAACAUGAAAAGCCUUUUGUCUGCUCCUUGGGCAAACUCCAAGGGUAGCGACAGUGUGUUGUUGUUGCAGUGGUUGCAGCACACACUACAUGUGAACAUCAACUAUCCAAAUGUUGCUGGGUACGAACAACUACUGAAACGCAUGUUGCAGGUAGUCGAUGCUGCCCUUGGGAUUCGCAUGGUACAUAGUCACAGGCUAUGGCUAGAACGGCAUUGUGCCCACAUGCUGUACUACAAAAUCAUGACAACCCUGCGUGGUUACACAGCGCUUGCAAGGGACGCACUACGUCUACAGGUACGAGCAUUUGUGCAGAAGCCCAAGCAACACUCGCUCCACCACAUUGGACACGAGUUGAAGUCUGAGUUACAAAAAGGGGCAACACUGAUUUUGAACCCACAAUGUUUUGGAUGCGAAAUGAGUGAAGAUUUCAUAGGAAGAGUCAGUCGGCUAAGCCGAAGGGUUGGCUUUAGAUUGGUACACCUACGGGUGAUCCAACGAUACUUUGUCAAGGUCAGGGUGCUUUUGGACAAGAGGCGGAAACUAAACCCUGAAAGGGUUUGGACGAAGAAAACGCCAAUUGGAUUUGCAAAACGCGUGGGAAGAAAACUGGCAAGGAGUCCCGUGCCCACUGCACUCUCAGCUGGCCUGGUUUCUUCAGACUUGGCCACGGCAUCGGCGAAGACGAAGAAGAAAAAGACCAAGUUGUGGAUGCAUCAAACCCACGAACAUCCCAAAGAUUGA